Messenger RNA from Sinocyclocheilus rhinocerous, 2145 nucleotides. RefSeq names its product transmembrane protease serine 4-like. Gene Ontology annotation, biological process: proteolysis. Gene Ontology annotation, molecular function: protein binding; serine-type endopeptidase activity. The transcript is spliced from 13 exons. The coding region runs from base 278 to 1660 and encodes 460 amino acids. The record is from RefSeq and is a predicted model, not a curated record. NCBI's taxonomy places the organism in Eukaryota, Metazoa, Chordata, Actinopteri, Cypriniformes, Cyprinidae. Gene Ontology annotation, cellular component: membrane.
UCCAAACAAAUCUGCACAAGGCAGAGGCUGGAAAAGAGGAAUUUUUCAAAAGACAGAAUCUUGCAGCGUGGGCAGAUCAGGUAGCAGUAAUUGUUAAGUGAAAGACAAAACGAGGAAGAAGUUACAGAAAAAGAAGCAUAGUGCAUUAAGAAAAGGAAGAUUGCAGAAAGAGGUAUCUUCUGCUGGCAUAGAAGUGGUUUCUGUGGUUUCUACUGCCCAGUCUGCUGUGGUCGCGACCGGCAGAUUGCAGGAACGUGUCGACAGCAGUGAUAAAACCAUGAGGACUAAAGAUCAGGUUCCUGAAGAGAACACCAGACCCUUAAACCCCCCACCACAACAAGCGGCUCAGCCCGGAAAACACAGAAAACCCAUGACGACUCCAAAGACUCAGAAGGAGAAAAGGCCAAACAAGAAAAAGAUCAUCAUUACUGUCCUGAUAGUGGUGAUCGUACUGGCCAUUGUAGCUGUGGCUGCUUUCUUCAUCAAGCAGUUGAUCGAGAGCAAGUAUUAUUUUUGCUCCAAGUCGGUGAAGUUCAUUCCGCUAGAGAAGGCCUGCGAUGGGAAGGAGGACUGCAGUGGAGCGGAGGACGAGUCAGCCUGCGUCACAAAGUUUGGAGCCAACUCUACCUUCCCCCUACGGCUGAUCUCAACCCGUAAUGUGCUGCAGAUAUUCAGGCCUGAUGAGAAUAAAUGGAAAAGUGUAUGUGCAGACAGUUUCACCCAACAACAUGCUGAAACAGUAUGCAAACAGCUGGGUCACUCAGAUAAACCCACUUUCAGCACAGUUCAAGUGGGUGUUUUGCCAUCUGAUCUGAAGAUGUCUUUCUGUAUGGUGGGCUCAUCUAAACCCCAGACCUUCCAGUUGACCGUAUCAGAUCUUAAGUUAUGCAGUCAGGGAGCAGUUGUCACGUUAACAUGCUCAGAAGAGUGUGGGUCAUCCAGAAACCAGGACCGGAUUGUAGGCGGACAGGACGCUGUCAUUGAGAACUGGCCGUGGCAGGUCAGCCUGCAGAACAGCGGCCAGCACACCUGUGGAGGAUCACUGGUGUCUCCAAACUGGGUGGUGACUGCGGCCCACUGCUUCAACGGGGAGGGUAGGAAGGCUCUGAUCAGAUGGAAGGUGGUCUCUGGAAACACGUAUCUGGGCUCUGCUGGAGCUUCUUCUGUGGACAAGGUCAUUGUCCACAGAGAAUACAGUUCAGGACGCAAUGACUACGACAUUGCCAUGAUACGACUCCAGUCUCCCAUCACUGUGGGAGAAUCCCGUAGGCCAGUAUGUCUGCCACCUCAUGAUCUUGGCCUCAAAGAUGGAGACAGCUUAGUUGUGACCGGCUGGGGCCAUCUGACAGAAAAAGGAAAUCUGUCUCCAAAGUUACAGAAGGCUCAGAUCCCUCUGAUAGACAGAGCCCAGUGCUCGAGUCACGCAGUGUACGGCUCUUCUGUCACUCCCAGGAUGAUCUGUGCAGGUUAUCUGACAGGAAGAGUGGACGCGUGCCAGGGUGAUAGCGGCGGUCCUUUGGUGUAUUCAUUUGGCCGCUGGAUGUUGGUGGGUGUUGUGAGCUGGGGUGUGGGUUGUGCCAGAGAAAAUCGUCCUGGUGUUUACACCAACAUGGACCAGAUGCUCGACUGGGUCCAUUCGGUCAUGCAGGAGUACCAGUGAGUCUGGGAUGGAGAGAAAAACCGCAAACCCACAGCACAGAUUCACAAAGAUCUUCAGUCCUCACAAAGAAGAUAUCCUAUUGAAGCUAUAAUGAUUUACAUGGAUUUGUGGAGGAAUCGCUGUGGGCGUUUUGCUCAGGGUCUUAAAGGUGCCAUGAUACAGAUUUUGCACACUGAAAUAUAUCAUGUAUGUAUAUAACACCUAUGCUAUCUUUUGUGGAUCUACCACUUUUUUGGGGGACACAGCAAUGCAAACUUAAAGGAACAGUUCACCAAAAAGUCUGUCAUUAUUUACUCAUCCUCAUUGCUCCAAGGCAGUACGACUUUCUUUUCUCUGUGGAAAAUAAAAGAAGAUGUUUAGAAGCAUGUUCAUGCUGCUCUCCUCCAAAGAACAAAAGUGGACUGGGAACAGAACUCUUAGAAAUAAAGGUUCCAAAUGGGGGUUUUCACAGUUAUGCCAUAGAAUAAUAAUUUUUGGUUACCUAA